Molecule: messenger RNA, 3067 nt
Organism: Haliaeetus leucocephalus (bald eagle)
Lineage: Eukaryota; Metazoa; Chordata; Aves; Accipitriformes; Accipitridae
Gene: GGT7
Product: gamma-glutamyltransferase 7
Exons: 15
Coding region: 284-2032 (582 amino acids)
Biological process (GO): glutathione catabolic process
Cellular component (GO): plasma membrane
Molecular function (GO): glutathione gamma-glutamate hydrolase
Source: RefSeq, a predicted model, not a curated record
AAGUUGGUGCUGUUAAGAACCCCUCCAAAUGGAGCAGUAACUGUGGGCCCAUCGCUGAAGACUGAUGAGUGGACUGAAAUGGAGCAAAAGUCAGGGGUUUUUGCCCCUGUUAACUCCAGGGAAGUCAGUUUGGAAUAACUAGAGCUAAAGGAAGGGAUCAGUAAAAUGACCUAAAGCAGCAUCUGAGCCAGAAAGUCUCUUGAGAGCUGGGAACAAUAGGGAAGACCCAGACUCCUUCCUGAAGUCUGCGCGUCUCCAGCGCCUGCCCUCAUCCUCAUCAGAGAUGGGAAGCCAGGACGUGUCUCCUCUCCAGGAGACCAGCAAGGACCCUUUUUCUGGAGACUGCAGCUGCCGGCAGGAUGGGCUGACUGUCAUCAUCACCGCCUGUCUGACCUUUGCCACAGGGGUCACGGUGGCCCUGAUCAUGCAGAUCUAUUUUGGGGACCCUCAGAUCUUCCACCACGGUGCCGUGGUCACGGAUGCUGCCCGCUGCACGGCGCUGGGCAUAGAGGUGCUCAACAAGCAGGGCUCCUCAGUAGAUGCAGCCAUUGCCUCAGCCCUCUGUGCAGGAAUCGUCAACCCCCACACGUCAGGGAUUGGCGGGGGUGGGGUGAUGCUGGUCCACGACAUUAGGAAGAACAGGAGCUGGGUGAUCGACUUCCGCGAGGUGGCUCCCCUGGGCAUCCCACUGGAGGGGGACCUGCAGAAGGACACCAAGCCAGGUCUGCUCGUGGGCGUACCAGGCAUGAUACAAGGAAUGCACCAAGCGCACGAGUUACACGGGAGACUCCCAUGGUCCAAGCUGCUGGGCCUCGCGGCCGCUGUUGCCCACAAUGGGUUUAAUGUCACACACGAUUUGGCCAAAGCCGUAAGUGAACUGAAGGACCUGAACUACUCUGACAAAUUUCGGGAGAUCUUCCUGCCAGAUGGCCAGCCCUUGGUGCCUGGCAUGUUUGUCAGGCGCCUGGACCUCGCAGCUGUCCUGGAACUGGUGGGGGCAGAAGGGGUGUCAGCUUUCUACAGUGGAAAUUUGACCCAAGAGAUAAUCUCUGAGGUCCACAACUAUGGAGGAGUCUUGGUGGAGGAAGACUUCAGCAAUUACAGUGUCACAGUGGAGAAUCCCAUCCACACAGUCUAUCAAGGUCAUCUUGUUUUCAGUCCCCCACCUCCACAUGCAGGUCCUGCACUGAUCACAGCACUGAACAUCCUUGAGGGCUUUAACAUCACAAGUCAAGUAUCCAGGGGGAAUAUCUUGCACUGGAUGGCAGAGACAUUAAAAAUAGCCCUGAGUCUAGCUAGCAACCUGGGAGACCCAUCUGAUGAUGUAUCCAUCACUCACGCUGCAGAAGACAUGGUGAGUAAAUCAGAAGCUAAUUCCCUGCGCCAGCUGAUUAAUGACUCCCAGUCCUUCUUGUCUGAUCUCCACAUGCCUCACUUCUCCGUGGAGAGUGGACCCGCUGCUAGCCAGGUGCUUGUCAUGGGGCCCGAUGACUUCAUUGUUGCUGUUGUAAGUUCUUUGAAUCAUCCCUUUGGCAGUGGAAUAAUAACACCCUCUGGAGUCCUCCUGAACAGCCAGAUGUUGGACUUCUCCUGGCAAAAUAAAACAAUGAACCAUUCUAUUCCCAGGCCGCAAAAUCUCAUUCAGCCUCGGAAACGACCCCUGUCUUUCCUGUUACCCACCAUCGUGAGACCAUCCGAGGGGAUGUGCGGGACGUACCUAUGUCUGGGAGCUAACAAUGGGGACAAAGCCUUGAGCAGCAUCAUUCAGGUUUUGGUAAAUGUUUUAACAUUUAACAAGAAUCUGAGUGAAAGUUUGUCACUUGGUCGACUUCACCCACAGCUUCAGUCUAACAUCUUGCAGGUUGACAGUGAGUUUCCUGAAGAAGAUAUCGAAUUUCUUGUAGCCAGGGGCCAUCAAGUGGAUAAAGUCAAAGUGGUCUCCCUAGUUCAUGGAGCCAGAAGAACCAACAGUUUCAUCAUUGGCCUGAAGGACCCCAGGAGCGUGGAUGCUGCCGGAGCCACAAUAUUGUAGCACCUCCCAGAUGACAAGUUCACUGAACAAGGCUUAGACAAAUCCACCCAAGUGAUGUGCAUGUUCUGAAAUGGCCCCUUCUCCAUCCCCAGGGUGGUAGCCCUGCAUACACACUGCUGAGUAGACUUUCUGCAUUCCCCACCCAGGAUGACACCAGAGGGAUUAGCUGCACCAACAUACAGCUGUCUGGUUUUUUAAUUUAUUUUAUUUUUAAAUUAUUUGAAUUGCAAGCAGCUCAGUCUUUGUUAUAGGAAUGCAGGGAGCACACUUUUCUUUUGGCAGAGUAUUGCUAAUAAUUCAGUCUUUUCAAAAGCCCAAUUCUAGCCAGCAUCUUCAUUUUAGUGAGCGGGAACAUUAGCAAAGGAAAAAACAGCUGCUGAUGAUACUGUCAUCUUCAUCUCCCUGUCUUUCCCAAGUUCAUUCUUUGCCUCUUGUGUAAACCAAUAAUUAAUGCAGCCUAAUGUAGUGUUUAUAGGUGCCUGUAGCUGGAAUAUCAGGGAGUCCUUUAAUACUCUGUAUGGGCCAGCUGAUUUUUACCGCCAUGCAGCCUCCUGUGUUAGUUCCUUUUCUCACAUCACUACAUACCUUGAAUUUCAGGAGUAAGUAUUUUGAAUCAAGUUACUGUGCAGACUCACUGGCAGUCUGAUUUUGUAACUGGAGCAAUGGUUUUCAACUUCUGACAACUUGUGCACCCCCCAAUAGUUUUCUUAUAGAGGUUCAGCCUCUUCCAUGGUGAAUUUAAGCUUAGUGGUAGUGGGCUUAAUUUUUUUAGAUACCUUUUGGGGAUAUCUUAGCAGUACUCCACAAACUUGUAAAAAUCCACACAAACCAUGGACCGAAAACCACAUGGAGAGUGUUUAGGUAGGCUCAGGGUUUUCCUUACACUGCCUUAUCUCAGUCUGCUCUGAAAGCCUGAAUCAUGUAAUCCCUACAUAGAGGCUUGGGAUAUUCUGCUUACUAAAUUCAUGCCUGUACUUCAGCUCUAUAUUUUAAUACUGGCGGCUCUAUUGCAAAAGCUGAAGAGAGUGAGAGAAA